ACCAAUGGCGUGAUCAGGGCUUUACUGUUUAGUCAGCCCCUUCCUCACAGGAGAUUCCUCUGGUGAGGAACAGCGUAGACAAGGGUUAGCACGGCUACGAGAUCAUCACCAGAUAGAAUUAGGACCGAGAUUUUCUAGACCUACAGCAUCAGUUCAUAAUCCCAGCUAGGACCAUUGUGUAGUAGCCAUGUCUGUAGCGGGGCUGAAGAAGCAGUUUCACAAAGCCACUCAGAAAGUGAGCGAGAAAGUUGGAGGAGCUGAAGGAACGAAGCUCGAUGAUGACUUCACUGAAAUGGAAAAGAGGGUGGACACCACCUCUCGGGCGGUGCAGGACAUCAUAACCAAGACCACCGAGUAUCUGCAGCCAAACCCAGCCACCAGAGCCAAGAUGAGCAUGAUGAAUUCCAUGUCGCGUAUGCGGGGCCAGGAGAAGGGGCCGGGCUACACACAGACCGAGACCAUCCUGGGAGAGUCCAUGCAGAGGUUUGGCAGGGAGCUCGGAGAGGAGUCCAGUUUCGGCCUCGCUCUGAUCGAUGCUGGGGAAACCAUGCGUGAGCUGGGAGACGUUAAAGAUGCUCUGGACAUGGAGGUCAAGCAGAACUUCAUUGAUCCUCUGCAGAACCUCCAUGAGAAAGAUCUCAAGGAGAUCCAGCAUCACCUAAAGAAACUGGAGGGUCGCCGUCUGGACUUUGAUUAUAAGAAGAAGCGUCAGGGCAAAGUGACAGAGGACGGGAUCAAGCAAGCACUCGAGAAAUUCGACGACUCCAAGGAGAUUGCGGAGCAGAGCAUGUUCAACCUGUUGGAGAGUGAUGUUGAACAGGUGAGCCAGCUCGCUGCUCUGGUCCAUGCUCAGGUGGAGUACCACAGCCGGGCCACUGAGAUCCUCACACAGCUCUCCAGUAAGAUCGAUGAACGGAUAAGGGACGCUUCUAACAAACCGAGGAAAGAGUUCGUUCCUAAACCACGAACAUCUCUGGACAUCACCCUCAGUGAGAAUCACAAUGGAGGCAUCCACAGUGCUCGCUCUCCAGGGCCGAGGUCUCCAGCAAGAUCUCCAGGCAGGUCUCCAGCCUUUAUGGACCAGCCCUGCUGUCGUGCACUGUACGAUUUUGACCCUGAGAACGAAGGCGAGCUAGGCUUCAAGGAAGGCGAAAUUAUCACCCUGACCAAUAAGAUCGAUGAAAACUGGUAUGAGGGGAUGCUGCAUGGCAACUCCGGCUUCUUUCCCAUCAACUACGUGGAUAUCCUGGUGCCGCUGUCACACUAGGACGUCACGCCUACCAGCUGCAUCUACAACAGUGGAGAAAAAAAAAUC
This is a messenger RNA of Monopterus albus (swamp eel), 1315 nucleotides long. RefSeq names its product SH3 domain containing GRB2 like 2a, endophilin A1 (gene sh3gl2a). Gene Ontology annotation, molecular function: protein binding. The coding region runs from base 188 to 1267 and encodes 359 amino acids. The transcript has 12 exons. Gene Ontology annotation, biological process: synaptic vesicle uncoating. The record is from RefSeq and is a predicted model, not a curated record. Lineage: Eukaryota; Metazoa; Chordata; Actinopteri; Synbranchiformes; Synbranchidae. Gene Ontology annotation, cellular component: presynapse; cytoplasm; glutamatergic synapse.